Amphimedon queenslandica is the source of this 2114-nucleotide messenger RNA. RefSeq lists its product as uncharacterized. The record is from RefSeq and is a predicted model, not a curated record. Bases 46 to 1992 code for a protein of 648 amino acids. The transcript is spliced from 3 exons. NCBI's taxonomy places the organism in Eukaryota, Metazoa, Porifera, Demospongiae, Haplosclerida, Niphatidae. Gene Ontology annotation, molecular function: metalloendopeptidase activity.
AAAAUAAAAUUAAUUUGAAUCUCAACCUUUUGCGCAUGCGUAGAUAUGUCUCGCGGGCUCCUACGCAAACUUCUUGGCAUUUUUGAAGCCAAAACGAUUCCCAUUACGUCCUGUUCUGUCCUGCUCUGUUUGGCUGCCCUGCUAAGGAUGGACGGGAAAGGACUAGUGUCCUUUAUAAUAAUAAUACUGCUCUGCCUUAGACUGACCUCCUGUCUGUUGACUGAUACCUCAAGAGAAGAAGAUUCUGAAAGCGAGGGAUUCUCUGCCAUUGAUAAAGAAAUAAGCAAGAGACUCAGAUAUUCUUCUUUGGAUCGCAUCACCUUAUCAACUGGUCAGGAAAGGAAAGGCUCAUCCUCUCAUCCUUUGAAUCUCAGUUCCUCCUGCAGUGUCUAUAGCUCAUCCACUGACUGUGUCUUCAAUGUCACUAAUAACAAUAAUCACAAGCAGUACCUUAUACUCACUCGUGAUACUCCACUAGAAGGAAUCCUCUCUGAGUUUCUAACAGUGAAGCUUGGUAGUAAAAGAUUACCAUAUAAGGGAUUGUAUCUAAGAAGAAUGAGACCUGCAGAGGAUGAAUGGACUAUGAUACAACCGAAUGAAGUUAUAUCAGUCAGUGUGGACAUUAGCAGUGUUUAUGAUAUGAAGGCUCCUGGUACAUAUACAAUAGUGUACACUGGAUCUCUUCUAUAUAAACAUACUGAUGGCUUGAUGCAACAAUCAACUGUCACCUACCGGUUUGCACCAAAAGCUACAACUGCAGUACACGUUCAAAGAAGAAAUGGAGCAGCUCUUAAAACAGUAGGGGAUAUAGUAGAGGAGUAUUCUACUGGUAGAAUCAGAUGUAUUGAUGUAUAUAGAGGAGUCUGUAAACCUUUAUUUGAUGGGUUUGGAUCUCUAGCAGCUAAUGUUGCCAAUACACUGCAAGUACAUAAAACAGUGUACACAUAUCUUGAUCCAGCCAUAGCAUCAGUUGACAGGGACCACUCACACUAUGUGAGGUGGUUUGGAGCAAGGAGUACAAGGAAUGUGGAGAGAGUUAGGAAUAUAUUUAAAGACAUAAAGACAGCAAUAACAUCAGGGCCAUUCAUGUAUCAUUAUGAUGGACACCACUGUCUUAAGAGAGUACUGGCAUACACUUGGCAUAGGUCCAGACUGAUUGUACUCUGUCCCAUCCAGUAUAAGUUACCAUACAUUAUACAUCCUUACUCUCAGCUCAAUACUCUCCUCCACGAGAUGACUCAUGCUGUGGGGUACACUAUUGAUAUUGCUUAUGGAGUGAGGAAGUGUCUCUCAUUAGCUAAGCAGAGUCCUUCAAGGGCAGUGGAGAAUGCAGCCAACUAUGGACUGUAUUUCAUAACAGUCCUACCAGUGGAGUAUGGGAUUGAUAGUGCUGGUAGUUAUGGAGAGUACAGAUACAUCACUCGUGGUACAGUUUAUGUCAAGUACUUGAAUGGGGAGCUAUUGUGUAAUUAUCCUAAACUGAUAAAGCACCAUUGGGGGUCCAUACCCAGUAAAUUUGAAGAUGGUUUUGAUACGAUUCUAUUUCUAUCAGACGGUAGUAUGUACGCUACAGCUGGUGAUCAGUACAUUCACUACAAGUCGAUGAGCGAUGAUUCACCUACUUCUGGUCAUAUUAAUAAACUGAUUCGUAACCUUCCUACCUCGUUUAAGAGUGGGUUUGAUUCCGCUGCCUUACUUCAUGACAAAAAGUUUUAUUUCUCACGUUCGUCUAUGUACAUUCGUCUAUCCAACGGAUUACCAGGGACAGUGGACACUGGAUACCCCCGGCAGCUCCAGGGACAGUGGGGGCAGCUAACGGAUCAGUUUAAUGAACGCUUGGACGCCAUGGACUCACAUGAGGGAAGGGUGUGUCUCUUUAAAAAUGAAAAGUUUAUUUGCUUUGAUUCUACGAAAUAUUCCAUCCCAAAUGGAAAGUUAAGGAAAACUCCACAAGAGCUUUAUCAUCAUAUUGGGUCAAUCAGUCAGUGUUAGUACGAGUAAUUAAUUAUUAUUAAUUAUUGCUAUUUUUAUUAUGUGCAAUUUCUGAUUAGAUGUCUUUGCAAUAAAUUAAUGAUUUUCUAUAAUUAUAAAAAAUAACGUCUAUUAAACAAUAA